Bolinopsis microptera is the source of this 4769-nucleotide messenger RNA. RefSeq names its product vinculin-like. Gene Ontology annotation, molecular function: alpha-catenin binding; beta-catenin binding; actin filament binding. Bases 30 to 4361 code for a protein of 1443 amino acids. The transcript has 37 exons. Lineage: Eukaryota; Metazoa; Ctenophora; Tentaculata; Lobata; Bolinopsidae. The record is from RefSeq and is a predicted model, not a curated record. Gene Ontology annotation, biological process: cell adhesion. Gene Ontology annotation, cellular component: focal adhesion; cytoskeleton; cytoplasm.
UAUUCUUAACCUUUACUAGAAGUCACAGGAUGUCAGCAUUUCACACAAAGACUAUCGCCAGUGUUUUGGAGCCUGUUGCUCAGCAGGUUUCGCACUUGGUGGUGCUCUAUGAAGCUGGACAGCAAGGGCAGGCCAUGCCUGACCUUGUCGAUAACAUUCAGCUUGUUCUUACCUGUGUCAGCAAUCUGGCUACUGUUGCUGAAAGCACUGCCAAGCAGAGUAACGAUGCUACAUUUAUUAGAGAUUUUCCUUCUGCUAUGGAUGCAGUAAAUAACAGCAGUACCGCUCUUAACGAAGCAGUUCUGGAACUGAGAACUGAUCCGUACAGCAGUAAGGGGCGGCGCAAGCUCAUUACAGGCGCUAAAGGAAUUCUAACAGGAACGUGUGAUCUGCUGCUUAUGUAUGACGAAAGCGAGGUGAGGAAAAUAGUGAAAAACUGUGAGGCUGUGAGAAGCUAUUUCCCCGUCUGCUUGGAGGUCGGGACUCUGGAGGACUUGAGUUUUUACAUAAAGAAUUUAACUCCUGGUUUGACUCAAGUGUGCAAGGCUGUUAAGAACAGAGCCGACGAGCUGCUUCACAAGCCAUAUGCUGAUAUCCUGAGAAGGGAAACGGAACAACUUAAGAAAUUUGCUCCAAUGUUGAUCGGAGCCAGCAAGAGUUUGAUAAAUGCACAGGGAAAUGAGGAGUUGACCAAUGCUGCCCAUCAGAACUUAGACACGACUAUUGAGAAGAUGAAUGCUUCAAUGAAGGAGAUAAUCAGAGUUUUGCUCAUGAAAGAUCCAGAUUAUGGGAAGAAGAUCAUAGCAGAUUUCCAUCCUCUUGCAUUGGCAAAGGAUGCCGUUAUGGCAGAUUGUAACAGAGUGAGAGAUUGGUUAAAGCACGGCAAGUUGACUGAUGCUGAGGGACUGAAGUGCGCCACUGAACUCAUAUCUGCUGGAAAGGAGCUGGCUGCAGGAGUAUCUGGGCCUAAAGGAGAGGAGAUUGGCGAGGUUGUCAAGGCUAUUGACGGAAUCGUUAACGAUCUAAAGAAUCUUGGAGAUGCUGGAUCUGAAACGGACAAGGCAGCUCUCAAAAAGGCUCUCUUGGAGAACGUUGAAAAACUGGACACGCUCGUCAAGAACACUGAUGUUCUAGCUUCCACACCUAGCGGUGCUGUUUCCCGCCGGAUUGAGGACGCUAAACGGUGGGCUAAAAGCGGAGACAACCUCUCCAGCGAGACAAAUGCUAAUUUCUCUGACCUGCUGACUACCAGCAGAGCCGUUGCUAAGGCUACCAGUGGGAAGGAAGGAGCUAUGAUUGAGAAGAGUAUAGAUAAGAUCGAGGAGCUGUUGCAGGAGGCGGGGCGUCUUGAAUUGGAAAUUGGAAAUAACAAGGGUAAAGCAGACAACAGAGCGAGGAUCCUAGCGUGGUUAGCUCAACUAAAUAACCAAGUUAAGAUGGCAGAUGAGAAGAACAUCCUGCCGAGUGAAGUUGUGAACGCAGGAGUCGGUCAGCUGUCUGAGUGGGCUAAGGAUAGUCCGGCGGUGAGUGACGCGAAUGCGCACCAUGCGUACAACAAAGUCUUGGAAGUCAGCAAAGCUGUGUCAGAGGGACUGAGUAAGGCAGAACGAGACCAGGUUGAGGGGCUGAUAGCUGAGGUUGGGGAGGCGAUGGAGUCUUAUCAGGCUGUAAUCCAGGGACCUACUCCUACUCAUGCUGCUAUCAAGAAGAGUCAGGCAACCCUCCUGCAGGCUGUCCAUAAGAUAGGUACAGUUUUGGAGAAAGCCGAUAUGACUGGAGACAAUGCAGCUGAGAAUGUCACCACAGGUGUUGAAAGAGUCUGUGAUCUGGUGGACGCUAACAAGGUCGGAGCUAGUCCUAAAGUUGAGCAGAGUAUUCGUCAAACUGUCGACAAAGUGGCCGCUAUCGGAAAAGCUGUUGCUCACCACAACCCUGGUCCAGAAGGUGAUAGAAUCAACGAACUUUGUGACAAUGUAAAACAUUACAUAUCCCAGAGGACGUGGGUCAUCAACAACCCAGAAAAAGUCACUCCGGAGAUGGUGGCAGCUAACAGUGCCAAUAUUAAGGACGCUUUGAGAGAGUUGGAGUCUAAAAUUACAGCUGUGGAACAAGACAGAGAUGAGGGUACGGAGCUGGUGAGUGCGGUUAGCGCAGCGCAACAGUGGGCAAGCACCGGAAAGGGUGGAGACGCGCAGGGAACCACCGCUGUCGGAAAAGUAAUUUCUCAGAGCAGGUAUCUAGCCCGAGGACUAAACACAAGAGAUAAACGAGAGAUAUUCGACCUCUGUCAGGAACUUGAGGAUCUUAUUGAUGAAUACAACCGGGCCCCUGAGGGUAGAAAGAGAGCCCUGAGGUCCCAGAUAGCAGAUAAGAUGAACGCUGUAAAACAAGCAGCUCGUAAAGCUAACACCUCCGCAGUACCUGGAACGGAAACAGCCGGAGGACUUCCCGAAUGUUCUGAGAUUAUUGACGAAUGGCUGGACAGAGACGAGCCUAUUCGCAGUAAAGCCGGUGAGCGAGCAGUGGAGGAUGUUAUUGAUAUGGCUGCCGCACUGGCUAAAAACAUCGGAGGACCGGUAGGAGAGGCUAUCAAAGCACAGACAGAGAAGGUCGCCAAACUUCUCAGGCAUUUACAAGACGUCAUUGAUGAUCCUAAGUCAACUCCUGAGCAGAAGAGAGCUGCCCAAGCUGAGCUCAAGGAAGCUAUCACCGAACUGAAGAAAGCUUGCAACGAUCAUUUGGCGUCAAAAGUUGUUGACACAUAUGUGGACAUUACAGGACCUAUCAUGGAACUGCAGGCCGCUGCUCUCGCUCCCCUUGCUCCUCCCGAGAAAGCUGUGAAGUUCAACGCCAAAGCUGCAGACUUCUCAUUACACGCUGAACAACUGUGCCGCGUGGCCGAGGUUGCUACUGACGUUGGUUGUGACGAAGAUCCUCACAGACAUGACAACAUUAAGUUGAGUAUCGAGGCUCUGAGAGAUGCCACACCAAUGGUUGUGUACUCUGCUAAAACUCUGUCCCUUAACCCUGACUCUGAGAGUGCCAAGGAGAACUUUGACCUGGUAAAGCAGCAGUGGGUAACAGAGGCGGUCCGACUGAGGACUGAUGUAGAUAAAUGUGUGAAACCUACUGACUUCUUAGUGGAGUCUGAGAGGAAGUGCAAGGAGGAGGGAGAAGCCGCUAAAGCACUCAUGAAGACCAGUCCGAAAGAAGCAGUUGUGAAAGUGGCGAUGGUACAGAAGAUAACAAACAGAGUGCUUGAAGUCACGGACGCUGAGUUGGAGAACUUGGGGGACUGUGAAUUCCGGGUCAAACUUGUGAAUCAUAGAGCCAACUUGCAGCAUGCCAUACAGCAUGCUGGUCAAGCUACAAACGAGCACAUCAAGGGACAAGCAACAGACCCUGCAGCUUUUGAUAAGUCUAUAACAGAGGUUCACAUGAACAUAAGCUAUAUCAAGGAAGAGAUGGUUGGUUUCUACCUGCCACUUCCACCUCUACCUGAGCUAAUACCACCACCUAUCGUAGAGGAGGAAGAGGAGAAACCUCCAGCAAGAGUUGAUCCUGAGCCUAAAUCAGCCAUAGCCGCUAAACCAGCCAUAGCUGCUAAGCCAGCUAUAGCGGCUAAGCCAGCGCCUAUAGCAGCUAAGCCCGUGCCUAAGGCAACGCCUAAGGCAGCGCCUAAGUCAGCGCCUAAUUCAGCGCCUAAGUCAGCGCCCAAGCCUCCAGUUCCUGUAGAUUCUGACGAAGAAGAGGACGCCUUUGACGCUUCAGCUCCUGCCCCUGAUCCCGUUGAAGCUCCCAUCGAGCACGCAGCGUUCAAGUUGAGACAAGAGACAGCUAAGUAUAUAGAAGAGGACAACGACAUGAUAGCAGCAGCCAGGAAGAUAGCUCAGAAGUUCCAACAAAUGGCUAAGUACACAAAGGGUCGCCGUGAAAUGCUGGAGCUUGGUGCCACCGAGGGCGAUUCGGACAGCAGUGGGCGAGAGAAGUCAGAGUUCAGCUCGAUGACGGACAUGAUAAAGACUUGCAAAGAAAUCAUUGCACUCACGAAGAAUAUUCAGAAACAUGCUGCGAUGAUCAGUAAGAACUGUCCUGAUAAGAGACUAGUGAUGAGUCUAGCGAACAGCAUGGAACCUAUUGGAAUGUUAUCUCAACAGCUCAACAUCAUCGCCUCCGUCAAGGCAUCAGCCAGUGGCAAAUACAACGAAGCAGCUGAAGUGGAAGCGGACGAGAUGCUGACAAUAAACGCUCAGAACCUCAUGAAAAGUGUUAGAGACACAGUCCGAGCGAGCGAGUCCUGCUCGGUCAAGAUGCUUAGUAACCCGGCUGCAAACAACCUUCAGUUCAGACGCAAGCGGUAGUGCAAGGGUAGUCUUUAUUAGUGGAACAAGCUGGAAUUGGUAGUGCGACGAAUAUUCUUAGACUUUCAUUUUUUGUAACGAAUUUAUUUUUGAUAAAAGGUGUCGUUAAGGCAGCAUUAGUUCACUUUGUUAUAAGGUAAGAGUAUGAGAAACUUUUGAUUAUAUAUACAAAUUUGUGCAUUUUUAAUUUUGAAAACACACUUUGAGUUUAAAUCUUAGCUUUGAAAUUUAUAGAUAUUCAAAUAUUUCGUUCUAUUGCGCAAUUUCAUUUUCAAGCAAGAUCAAAAUCAAAAACUUCAUGCAUUGUUAUUUUUUUAGUGUGAGUGAGAUUACUUUGAAGAGAUGAAAAAAUUAUCUUUCUACAUUAAACAAAUGUUCAGCGAUUUGUCAAAAAUGUUUGUAAAUCAA